GAUUUGACAAAGCGAGCAUGCUUGCCGAACUUGAGCAGCGCGUUCAGACGUGGAAGGUGCAGUGGGCCUCCGAGAUCCUCCCAGGUCUCUGGCUCGGCAGCGGCAGCGCAGCCUCCAAGCUUGAGUCGCUGCAGCGCCAGCGCAUCACCCACGUGCUCAACGUCGCGGACGACGUGCCCAACUUCCAUCCCAACGCGUUCCUUUACGGCAACCUCGGCGUCACCGACUUUGGCCAGGACGUCGGCAUCCGCCGUGUCUUUCCGACAGCAUUCGCCUUCCUCGACGACGCUUUGGCCCACGACGACGGACGCGUCUUGGUGCACUGCGCAGCGGGUGCGAAUCGGUCUGCCACCGUCGUUCUCGCCUACCUCAUGCACGCCAGAGAGAUGUCGCUGGCCGAUGCGUGGGCCCAUGUGCGCAGCCGCCGCCGAGGCAUCUGUCCGCUCCGAGACAACCGCCAGGAGCUCUUGGCUGCUCGCUAG
Saprolegnia parasitica CBS 223.65 is the source of this 482-nucleotide messenger RNA. RefSeq lists its product as hypothetical. Gene Ontology annotation, biological process: negative regulation of MAPK cascade; protein dephosphorylation. The transcript is spliced from 2 exons. Gene Ontology annotation, cellular component: cytoplasm. The coding region runs from base 18 to 482 and encodes 154 amino acids. The record is from RefSeq and is a predicted model, not a curated record. Gene Ontology annotation, molecular function: protein tyrosine/threonine phosphatase activity; MAP kinase tyrosine/serine/threonine phosphatase activity. Lineage: Eukaryota; Oomycota; Saprolegniomycetes; Saprolegniales; Saprolegniaceae.